GACAGUGAUGAGUUGUCAGAAGCAUUGUCUGCUGGAGUUCAGCGACUGCAUUUGCCAGAGUAUAAAUCAAGCCCCGUCCCUCCGUCUGACAUCAGGUUGGACCAGCAAUCCGCAGCUUCAUAUUGUACGUGAGGGUGCAGAAUGUCUCAGACCACCAAGAGCACCACGCAGGAUAAGGGCAGUGCCCCGGUUGCCACCCCAGGCUUCAAGAACCCAAAGACCAGAGAACCAGCUAUGGGCAACUUCAAGAUCUACAUCUACGAGCAGGAGAACUUCCAGGGGCGAUUCAUCGAGUUCUCCAGCGAGUGCGUCAACCUGUGCGACCGCAACUUCGACAGAGUGGGCAGCGUCCGAGUGGACUGUGGGCCCUGGGUUGCUUACGAGCAAGCAAAUUUCCGUGGGGAGAUGUUCAUCUUGGAGAAGGGCGAGUACCCACGCUGGGAUUCUUGGUCCAACAGCUACAGAAGCGACCGAUUCAUGUCGUUCCGCCCUGUCUGUAUGGAUAACCAAGAGCAUAAAAUCAGCCUGUACGAAAUGGCCGAGUUCCAAGGGAACAAGAUGGAGAUCAUGGAAGAUGACAUCCCCAGUCUGUGGGCCUACGGGUUCAGUGACCGAGUGGGCAGUGUGAGGGUCCACAGUGGAACUUGGGUCGGCUACCAGUACCCUGGAUACAGGGGCUACCAGUACCUGUUUGAGAUGGGAGACUUCAAACACUGGAAUGAAUGGAGCGCUCAGCAGCCUCUGAUGCAGUCCAUCCGCAGACUGCGAGACAUGCAGUGGCAUCAGAAGGGUUGCUUCCAGGUGUCCAGCAAGUGAGAACGUUCCACGCCCCACCACCCAGCUUGGACUCACGUUCAGACGAAGGUUUCGUCCCCAUUUUUAAAUCACUUGGAGCUGGCGAUUUCUCUGCCCUUUACAAUGUAAGGCAGGUUUUGUUUCAGAAUCCCAAAAUGUACUCUGUGAUGCAAAUAAAGAAAGUGGAUGUAA
Messenger RNA from Amblyraja radiata (thorny skate), 987 nucleotides. Its product is annotated as beta-crystallin B1-like. The record is from RefSeq and is a predicted model, not a curated record. The transcript has 6 exons. Lineage: Eukaryota; Metazoa; Chordata; Chondrichthyes; Rajiformes; Rajidae. Gene Ontology annotation, biological process: lens development in camera-type eye; visual perception. Gene Ontology annotation, molecular function: structural constituent of eye lens. The coding region runs from base 142 to 816 and encodes 224 amino acids.